This is a messenger RNA of Thecamonas trahens ATCC 50062, 1084 nucleotides long. RefSeq names its product morn repeat protein. The record is from RefSeq and is a predicted model, not a curated record. NCBI's taxonomy places the organism in Eukaryota, Apusomonadida, Apusomonadidae. The transcript has a single exon. The coding region runs from base 104 to 1036 and encodes 310 amino acids.
CCACCCACACAGGCACGGGCUGGAGAGUCAAUUAAGAAGAGGAAAGACAAGCAACGGCCAAUCGCAGGGAGACCACGGUCAGAAACGGACACGCACGGCAAGAAUGGCGGCGGCAGCAACAGCGGUUGAGGCUAUGGGGGCGGGGCCUGAAGCGACGGCGCGUCGGGCCAUGCAGGCGGCUGAGGCCGCGUCUGAUGACGAAGAGGUCAUCGAGCUCGAGACGGCGGGGGCGCGUGAGCUCGAGCAGGAACACGGAGCGAGUGGCGGCGCAGGUGGCGCAAGCGGCACGAACAUGGCCAGCGCGGGCCCAAUUGGUGGGACGAAAGGGCGCGGGGCGAUGGUGGAGGUGGGAACGGUCAUGAUUCGGUACAAGGGCGUGUACUCCGGCGAGCUCCGCGACGGGGUUCCGCAUGGGCGUGGCUCGUUCACGACGACCAACGGCGACGUGUUCGAGGGCGAGUGGAUCAACGGGAAGAAGCACGGCUCGUUUGUGUGCAAGUACGUGUCCGGCGAGGUCUUUGAGGGCGAGUUCAAGGACGGACGCCGGAGCGGACACGGCAAGCACAUGUACCCGAACGGAUCGUCGUACGAGGGCGAGUACGUCAACGAUCGGCGGCACGGCCCAGGCCUGUACUGCACCAAGCAUGACUUUUACGAUUGCCAGAAGACGUGGAUGCGCAAGUACUCCCACGGCACGCUUGAGGACGAGCGCGAGGUGUACACCAAGUUCCAGCUCAUUUCGGAUCGCCCGGGCUUCGGCUUUGGCGUCUGGGUCUCGGACGACGGAACUCGGUACGAGGGCGACCACGAAGAUGGGCUCCGCCACGGUGACGGCACCCUCACCUUUGCCGAUGGCACCCAAUGGAUCGGGCCGUUUGCCAACGAUCGCCGCCACGGCAUCGGCAUGCGCAAGACUCCGCUCAACGAGUACUUUUACGAGGAGUACGCCAACGGCGAGCUCGUCCGCUCCACGCCGUCCGACUACGCCAAUUGGCGCAAUCUCAAGUGGUUUGACGAGGGCGGCCAGCGGCAGUGAUGUCUACCGACUGCGAUGAGGUUUGGCGGUAAAGCGCUGUCUGUUCAC